This is a messenger RNA of Diaporthe citri, 1554 nucleotides long. RefSeq lists its product as uncharacterized. The coding region runs from base 1 to 1554 and encodes 517 amino acids. The transcript has 4 exons. The record is from RefSeq and is a predicted model, not a curated record. Gene Ontology annotation, cellular component: mitochondrion. Lineage: Eukaryota; Fungi; Ascomycota; Sordariomycetes; Diaporthales; Diaporthaceae. Gene Ontology annotation, molecular function: molybdenum ion binding; oxidoreductase activity.
AUGGCACCGGCUGAGCCAAACGCUCUCCCCUUUCAGACCAAGGGGCAGGAGCCCCACUUUCCUGAAGAGGUUGAUGGUUGGAAAGGCUACAUCGAGUGGGAGAAAUAUCCUGAAAAGAAGAAGGAGGCCGAGGCCAUCCUCGAGAAAUAUGAUUUCCCCGAUCUGGACUAUGUGCCGCCUAAGAACCCCCUGUUGACAGGCGAGAGGUUCAAGCAAUACCACUACGCACUGGGGCCUACGGUCGCGUCCAUCCCUGACAUCAGCUGGAAAUAUGUCCUCGAGGAGAAGUCCAAGGACAUGAUCCACGUGCUCCAGUUCCCCUACAACGGAGAGCCGCCCCGGGACCGCCUUGUUCAGAACCCCAUCACCUCAAACGCGGACUUCUUCGUCCGCAACCACGGGGGCGUGCCCGAGGUAGACGCCGAGAAGUACUACCUCGACAUCGGCGGCUUCGUCAAGGAGCCCAAGCGCAUCACCCUGGCCGACCUGCAAAAUGAGGACCUCUUCCCCCGCAAGACAAUGACUGUAUCCCUGCAGUGUUCAGGCACUCGUCGUAUCGAGCAAAUUCACGAGUACCCCGGCGAUGGCGAUGAGCUGAUCAACGCUCCCUGGGGCGAGGGUGCCAUCGGGACCGCCACCUGGACCGGUGUCUCGCUCAAGAAGGUGCUCAAGUACUGCGGCGGGCUGACCCCAGAGGCCAAGGCCGGCCACCUCGAGUUCUUCGGCGCAGACACCUACUUCAAGAAGGGAAAAGUCAUGAACUACCGGGUUAGCGUUCCCUGGCGCAAGGUCAAGGUCAACGAGGUUCUCCUUGCCUGGAAAAUGAAUGGGCAGCCGCUGCCGCGAAUUCACGGCUACCCGCUGCGGGCCGUCGUGUGCGGCUACAUCGGCGCCCGGAGCUGCAAGUGGCUGUACCGCAUCGACGCCAUCUCCGAGCCGUCGCUCGCGCCCGUCCAGAGGAAGGAGUACCUAUACUACACCACCCAGGUGGGCAAGCAGAACUCGAUGUACUCAAACGGCUUCAGCAUCCAGGACAUGCCUGUAAGCAGCGCCAUUAUGUCGCCCGUGGACAAGGCCCAGAUCGUGCACGACGGCAAGAUCAAACUCAGGGGCUGGGCCUACAGCGGGGGCGGCCGCUGGCCUGUCCGCGUCGAGGUCAGCGGGGACGGCGGCAGUAUCUGGUAUGAAGUGCCCUACGACAAGAUGAGCAAAAAGUACUUCCAUGCUUGGAGGAUCUGGGAGAUAGAGAUGCCGGUGGAUGCUGAGGGAUGGCUGGAAUUCUGCGUCAGGACGUGGGACAACGCCCUGAAUACACAACCUACAUUUGUUAGGUCAGCAUGGAAUUGGGACCUCCAUGUGACAUCGUCGUGCCACCGCAUCAAGGUCUACAGCAUGAACCGGUCGCGGCCCGCGACUGCGGCGAGGCUCAAGAUGCUAGCGGAGAAGGGCCUGUCCAUCACCCCUAUCACGAAGCCGCUGGAAUUCGAUCUCGAGUCUGAGGAGGAUUGGCGCGCCAACAUGAUCGCGCGGGAUGGCAGAGACCCGGAGGAGUAG